UUGCGUGGAUUUUUGGAGUCUAAUUGUCCAUUCAUUCAUCCCGGACUCCUGAUGCGCAGUCAGGAGGACCAGCCGUGCGUGUAGCGCCGCUUGUGAACGUCUCCUCCCCUGUUUCUGCAGUGUUACAGCUCUCGCUUCUCCGCUCAUCGCGCUUCUUAUGCCAAUGCUGCCCACGCCGCAAGAGUAAGGCGAGCCUUCUUCCUUUUUGCACAGCACCUCAACUUCUCUCCCUGUCUGCCACCAUCCCUCCGCUUGAUGUCCAUCUUGUCCUGAUCCAUGCUCCGUGCCGUUUUGCGUCCUCUCGAUUCUACACCAUCCAUUCACGCCUACUCUCAUGUGCGGUCCUUGGUUCUUUUCUUUCUUUCUUUCUUUCUUUCUUUCUUUCUUUCUUUCUUUCUUUCUUUCUUUUUUUUGGCGUUACCAGCUUAGACAGAAGAGCGAAGGAUUUUUUUUUUCCCCCGGCUUUCCAAAGAAAAUGUUUUUCGUCUUUAUUUUCGUAAACUGGCGAAUCUCAUGAAAUUUUCUCUGGUUGAAGCUGAGGGAACGAGGAUAGACCCAGCAAUUUAAUUUAUUAUUUUUACGCAUCAACAAUCGCCCCUAUAGUCUAAAGAGAAGAAAGCUGAUUUAUUUUUAUUUUUAUUUUACUUUAGAAAUUAAAUAAUAACAAUAAAAGCAAUAGCUUUGGUGGAAGAUGGUUCAAAAAGCAAAUCAGUGAGGGGAAGUGAUCGGACUGCCUUAAGUUUGCUGAGGUAGGGUUAACUGUCAGGAAAACAUCGAGGAAACGGAGUGGGAAGCGACGCGGCAUUUCCAAGACGCCAGCGCAACAAGCCAGCAGCAUCACACCAGCCCGCUGCGUGGAUGGCACACAGGCUGCCUCUCCGCGCUCAGGUGGUGCAGGGUGGCCACGGUGAGACCGGGAUCCAGUCGGGCUUCGGGGCUUUCUAGCAACAUGAGGGAGAAGUUCAUCUCCUGAGGCUACAACUUCUACACCGGGCUGACUCAACUGACAACUGCGUCCAGAGGAACCUUCCACAAACCCUCAAAUGUGACACAAUUUGAUCUCCAGCAUUAGAAGACUCCAAAUCUGAUCAUGACUUCAGACAAACGCACCAUGAGCUUACCACGACCCAUCGCCCCGUGGAUGUUUAUCACCUUCUUGCUGGUCCUUCAGCCAGGAGUCACUCAUUUCUCCCACGGCAGCUCCGGCCAUGAAGACGCCGGCGACACCCCGAAGAACUGCUCCAGCGAGGACAACUGCUCAGAGGGCGUGGUGCUGCCCAUGUGGAACCCCCAGAACCCUGCGGUUGGUGACAAGGUGGCUCGCGCCAUUGUUUACUUUGCGGCUCUCAUAUACAUGUUCCUGGGUAUGUCCAUCAUCGCGGAUCGUUUCAUGUCUUCCAUCGAGGUCAUCACCUCUCAGGAAAAGGAGAUCACCAUCAAAAAGCCGAACGGCGAAACGACAACGACCACCGUGCGCAUCUGGAAUGAAACGGUGUCCAACCUGACCUUGAUGGCUCUCGGCUCCUCGGCGCCAGAGAUCCUGCUGUCUGUCAUCGAAGUGGUCGGCCACAACUUUGAAGCUGGAUCUCUGGGGCCCAGCACCAUUGUGGGCAGCGCCGCGUUCAACAUGUUUAUUAUUAUCGCCAUUUGUGUCUACGUGGUGCCAGAGAACGAGACCCGCAAGAUAAAGCACCUGCGGGUGUUUUUUGUCACUGCCGCCUGGAGCGUGUUCGCCUACAUCUGGCUGUACCUGAUCCUGUCUGUCUUCUCUCCUGGGGAGGUCGAGGUCUGGGAGGCGGUCCUCACCUUCCUCUUCUUCCCUCUCUGCGUGCUGCAAGCCUGGAUCGCAGACCGACGCCUGCUCUUCUACAAGUACGUCAGCAAGCGCUACCGCACCGACAAGAACCGAGGCAUCAUCAUCGAGUCCGAAGGUGAUGCCAUGUUCACCAAAAUGGACCUGGAGAUGGACGGACAGGGCACGAACUCCCACCUUCACAACAAGGAGGCUCUGGAUGGGAUGCUGGAGGGGGUGGAGGAGGGUGGAGGGAUGAGUGCCGAGCAGGACCAAGAGGAAGAGGCCCGCCGGGAGAUGGCGCGCACCUUGAAGGACCUAAAACAGAGGCAUCCAGACAAAGACAUGGAGCAGCUGAUUGAGAUGGCCAACUACCAAGUGCUGGUGCAGCAGCAGAAGAGCCGGGCCUUCUAUCGCAUUCAGGCCACGCGCAUGAUGAUCGGAGCUGGGAACAUCCUGAAAAAGCACGCGGCUGACCAGGCCAGGAAAGUGGUGAGCUGUCAUGAGGCCAGCGGGCAGGAGGAAGAUCCCAACACCAUCUACCUGCAGUUCGACCCCUCUCACUACCAGUGCUUUGAGAACUGCGGGUCCUUGAAGCUGACGGUGAGCCGCCAUGGAGGAGAGGCCGGCUGCACAGUUAAGGUGGACUACCGGACGGAGGAUGCGACAGCCACUGCAGGCUCAGACUACGAGUUUGCCGAGGGCACGUUGGUCUUCAAGCCUGGCGAGACGACUAAAGACUUCACCGUCGGCGUCAUAGACGACGACAUCUUCGAGGAGGACGAGCACUUCUACGUGCGCCUCAGCAACCCCCGCAUCGUCCACCGGGCCGAGGUCUCCGUCCUGGAGCCCAACUCCAUCACGUCCAGCAACAGCACGGUCGGCAUCUCCUCCCACGUCCCUCCCAAGGCGGCCCUGGGGAACGCCCCCGUUGCCACCGUCACCAUCUACGACGAUGACCACGCCGGCAUCUUCACGUUCGAGAGCAACUCCACCAGGGUGAGCGAGAGCGUCGGCAACAUGCAGGUGAAGGUGCACAGGACGUCCGGUGCCAGGGGGAAGGUGGCCGUGCCUUACCACACCGUCGAGGGCACCGCCAAAGCAGGGGAGGACUACGACGAGGUUUCCGGCAAGCUGGAGUUCCAGAACGACGAAACCAUGAAGCUGCUGAAUGUGAAGAUAAUCGAUGACGAGGAAUAUGAGAAGAAUAAGACGUUCACCAUUGUGUUGGAGGAACCCGUGCUGCUGGAGGUGGGACAGAGGCAUGGGGACACCAAUGACAACAAAACGGCGGUGGGUCCAGAGGACGUGUCAAAGAUGGGCUGCCCCGUCCUGGGAGAGCACACCAAGCUGGAGGUGGUCAUUGAGGAAUCCUACGAGUUCAAGAGCACCGUGGACAAGCUGAUCAAGAAGACCAACCUGGCGCUGGUGGUGGGCAGCAGCAGCUGGAGGGAGCAGUUUGUCAGCGCCGUCACCGUCAGCGCAGGUGACGACGACGAAGAGGAGAGCGGGGAGGAGCGGCUGCCGUCCUGCUUUGACUACAUCAUGCACUUCCUGACGGUUUUCUGGAAAGUCCUCUUCGCCUUCGUCCCCCCGACCGAAUACUGGAACGGCUGGGCCUGCUUCUUCGUCUCCAUUUCCCUCAUCGGCGCCCUGACGGCCGUGACGGGCGACUUGGCCUCGCACUUCGGAUGCACCGUCGGCCUGAAGGACUCGGUCACCGCCGUGGUGUUUGUUGCCCUCGGCACCUCUGUUCCAGACACAUUCGCGAGUAAAGUGGCCGCCAUCCAAGACCAGUACGCCGACGCCUCCAUUGGGAACGUGACGGGCAGCAACGCGGUGAACGUUUUCCUGGGCAUCGGGGUGGCGUGGACCAUCGCCGCCGUUUUCUGGAACACCAAAGGUGAACCAUUCAAGGUGAACCCGGGCUCGCUGGCCUUCUCCGUCACCCUCUUCACCAUCAUGGCGCUGGUGUGCGUGCUCGUGCUGCUCUACCGCAGGCGCCCCAGCGUUUCGGGCGGCGAGCUCGGGGGCCCACGGACAGCCAAGCUCCUCACCUUGUUCCUCUUCCUCUCCCUCUGGUUCAUCUACAUCCUGUUGGCCUCCUUGGAGGCGUACUGCCACGUGCCUGGCUUCUAAACACAAGGCAAAAAAUAAGAAAGUACAGACAUGACUCCUCUUCUUGUUUUUACAGUUUUCUCACAAGAUUUCUAACUAUUUGUAUCAUCACUUAUUAUUGAUAUAGCACAAAAUCUAGAAAAUGAUGCACUUAAGGACUUUGGGACUUUGUUACCGCUGAUGACGCUGUGAAAGCUAGCUUUAGCCACUGAAGCUAAACUUUCUUUUCCUACGCUAAAAUACUUACUUCUUAUGACGUUUACAGAGCUGUGAAAAUGUACUUACCCCCCCCGACAGAUUUCUUCCGUUUUUCCUUUUUAUUUGGUCACAUUUACGUGUUUUAGAUCUUCAAAUAAUUUUUAAUAUCAAACCGUGAUAACAGGAGUAAAAUAAUUGGCACCAUAAAAAUUAUGACCUACUCUCCUUUGCAGAAUUUCUUACAAAAUCAAGAACAUUUGAGGGUUGAUGGGCAUUAAGAACCUAAUUUGGGUUAUGCUCCAGGCUCUCAAUCAGACUUAGCUCCAGCCUUUAACUAGGCCAUUCUGAGAUCUUAAUUUUUGGUAUUUUUUAACCAUUUGUAGGUGUUCUUCCUGCUCUGCUUCAGAUCAUUGUCCCGUAUAGCAUCAGGAUAACUCGUCCUGGUCCUAAAGCAGCAAACUCCCACAAAGACUUCCAUCCAUUUAAAGUUUUCUUUUUUCUGUCUUAUCAGUGCAUAGAAUAUUCUCCCAAAUGCCUUUUUUUUUCUUUUUUUUUUUGGUAAAUUGGUAUUUUGCACUCCAUUUUGACGACAGUCUUUCUUAAAACCUCGUUGCACCUGUUGCGUGUGAGCCUUUUGGUUCAAAGGCAUCUGAAAACAUGAUGCUGCAACUAAAAAGACGCUUCCACAUCAUCUUUUUACACAUUCAGCUCAAAGUAUAAACAAUUUGAUCGCCAUAUUAACCCCCCUGCAAUGGAUUUUUGAAUUUGUAGAAGAACUCCACCAUGUGAAUGGCACAGCUCUCCCACGCCGUGCAUACAGCACAUGUUCGCUCCCCGCUGCAGAAACAAUGCAAACGUGACUCAGAUGUCACAGCAGUCGCUCCGCAUUAAUCUCACUUAGCCUCACACUAGGCCGUACAGACGGUUUGUACACCUGUGCUACCUGGAGUAGGGAAACCAAAAGUGAAACGUGAGCCAUCGCCUACUGAUUUUUUUGGCUUUUGAUUCAUUCCCUGAUGGUCGGUCUGUUCUUAUAUUGAAAAAAUAAAUAAAACAAGAUGGGGACGUCACAGAAAAGUAACACCGACAGUCAUUACCCAAUUAAUCUGUAGCAUGCAUGGACAUUUCGCAUCAAAAGCGUCAUGCAAACUUAAACCUGAUCGUUUAAACGGAUGCCCUUCUUCUCCUCACGUUUGAACCCACUUACCAGGUAUUUUCAAAACGUAACAAGACAGGAAACAAACAGCGUUAGUGGUAAAUCAUAACCACUGGCCUUUACUGAGGCAAUGGAAAGUCCCUUAAAUGUGCUUGAGGAUCUGAAACAAAUGUAAAAAAACAAAAAAAAACAAAGAAGAAAUCUGUGAGGUGCGCAACACUUUUUCACUGUAUAUAAUCAGCUUUGGUUCCACCAAGCCGCUCUUUGGCUUGACAUCUGCAGCAUUACUUGGUCUUUUUGUGUAACCUACCGAUUCAGUUCGCUCAAUCCUGACUCGGACAUUCGAGAUUCCUCGGUGGAGGAU
Messenger RNA from Poecilia latipinna (sailfin molly), 5628 nucleotides. It is a transcript of the gene slc8a4a, whose product is annotated as solute carrier family 8 member 4a. Gene Ontology annotation, cellular component: sarcolemma; axon; postsynapse. The record is from RefSeq and is a predicted model, not a curated record. The transcript is spliced from 9 exons. Gene Ontology annotation, molecular function: calcium:sodium antiporter activity. Lineage: Eukaryota; Metazoa; Chordata; Actinopteri; Cyprinodontiformes; Poeciliidae. Gene Ontology annotation, biological process: calcium ion import across plasma membrane; cell communication; sodium ion transmembrane transport. The coding region runs from base 1091 to 3931 and encodes 946 amino acids.